CCCUGCUAUAAAAGGGGCUGAGCAAGCAAGGGGCAGCAGAGCCUGGGCACUGCACAGCCGCCACCGCUGCUGCCAUGCGGAGCCUCAGCUGCUGCGUCCUGCUCGCCCUGGCACUGCUUGGCCCCAGCACCGCUGCUGCCAGGAAGUGUGACCUGCAGGGGCUGUGGAGGAACGAGCUGGGCUCAAACGUGACCCUCUCGGCCCUGGACGCGGCUGGGACUUUCUCGGGAUCCUACCACACCGCCGUAGCAGCCACCAACAAGAAGAUCCUGGUGUCACCCCUCCAAGGGACCCAGCAGCACCCUGGUACCAAGAGGCAGCCCACCUUCAGCUUCACCGUGCAGUGGCAGUUCUCAGACUCUGCCACUGCUUUUGUGGGCCAGUGCUUCGUGGACCACCGUGGGAAGGAGACACUGGAGACCACGUGGCUCCUGCGCGAAGAGGUCCCAUCCCGCAGGGAUGCCUGGAAAGCCACCAGGGUCGGCACCUCCACCUUCACUCGCAUCAAGUGAUGGAAUCAAGGACAGCAUCUGCCAGCACCCUGCUGUCCCGCUGGCAGGCCAAGGCUCUCUGCUGCCCCAGGGCCGGGCUGCGAUCCCACCUGCUCCCCGCAUCCUGGCUGGGAAACAUUCUCACACUGCCCUGCUUCCUGCCAGCGUCUCCCGUCAUGCUGCUGGUGGGCUUCCCUUUCUCAUGUCUCGCUGCCCCUGCUCAUGGAGCCAAAUAAACCUUUCUCUGCCCAGCAGAGAGCUGCGUCCUGUGUGUCC
Cuculus canorus (common cuckoo) is the source of this 767-nucleotide messenger RNA. RefSeq names its product avidin. Bases 75 to 512 code for a protein of 145 amino acids. The record is from RefSeq and is a predicted model, not a curated record. The transcript has 4 exons. Lineage: Eukaryota; Metazoa; Chordata; Aves; Cuculiformes; Cuculidae. Gene Ontology annotation, molecular function: biotin binding.